This is a messenger RNA of Helobdella robusta, 645 nucleotides long. RefSeq lists its product as hypothetical. NCBI's taxonomy places the organism in Eukaryota, Metazoa, Annelida, Clitellata, Rhynchobdellida, Glossiphoniidae. The record is from RefSeq and is a predicted model, not a curated record. The transcript has 5 exons. Gene Ontology annotation, cellular component: plasma membrane. The coding region runs from base 1 to 645 and encodes 214 amino acids.
AUGCACGACACCUUCCACAUUGGUAACGUACUUUCCUUUCUGCAUGCACCCACCCAUAGACCCUUCCUCAAUCAUCCGAGUUCUGACAUCAACAUACUGAGGGUAUACAAAGCUUUGAGUGUGCACAAAAACCACAAAACCUCCCUUUUAAGACCAAAUUUCUAUGACAUUUCUAAAGUCUUUAUGGCAGGUUUGAUUUUCGUGAAAGACCUCAAAAUAAUUUUUGUAUCGACUCGACUGGAUGCCGAUCCAACGCAUGCAAAAGCGGAUGGAAAGGAGAACUAUGCGAUAUUCGAGUGUAGAAUUCCAGACGGAUUCAAAGAGUCUAAAAAAUGGGGAUAUCUUCCAAUUGGGACAGGUGUCAUGUAUCUUGGAUGUUACUGGAGUGUUGUCAUUGAGAAGACCACGCCUGUUCAAUCCAAUGCAGAUUGCAAGAGCUUCUGUUUGUCCGUGGAGAACAUUUUCAUGAUUGGCUUGCAAAGAGGUGAGGCAUGCCACUGCCUGAGUAGUGCAAAAUAUCCAGUCAGUUCAUCUCAUUGUGACAGGAAGUGUCCCAAUGAUCACGAUCGUUGCGGCGGCCUCGAGUUUUUCUCUGUUUUUCAAAGUUAUUCACUUAGUUAUUUACCGUUGAAAUAUUUAAAAUAA